GUACCCUGCAGACCCGGAAGCUGAGUGAAGGGCACAGUCAGGAUUGACUUCUCAAGACUGAUCUUGUCUGAAAAAGAAGCCUGGAAGAGGAAAGGGAGGAGUCAGGAAUGGCUGUUUGUCAGGGACGCAUGACAUUCAGGGAUGUGGCCAUAGAAUUCUCUCAGGAGGAGUGGGAGUGCCUGGACCCUGCUCAGAGGGCCUUGUACAGGGACGUGAUGGUGGAGAACUACAGGAACCUGGUCUCCCUGGGUGAGGAUAAUGUUCCUCCAGAAGUCGGGAUCUGCCCCAAAAGCUCUGCUAGAUUCAUAAUCAAGGAAUUACUACCAAAGAAAGAAAUUAGUAACAGAGAAUUAUGCCAACCAGUGGUCUUGGGAAGACAUGAAAGCCAUGGCCUUGAGGAUUUUGACUUCAGGGAAGUUUGGGGAAAUAUGUAUGAAUUUGAGAGUAAGUGUGGAUAUGAAGAAAGAAAUUCCAAAGGAGUGCUUGUGACAGGUACUGUAAAUCUCCCUGGUAGAAAAGAUAAACAAGACAGCAAAUCCUGGAUUAAUUUACCAAUAAAGCAGAGUGUUUCUUUAAGAAAAAGUGCAUAUCAAAAUUUUAAACAAGGGAAGUCAUUAGUAAAAAAUUUGUUAAAAAUAAAAAAUAAUAUAGUCUGUGCAGGAAAUAAGUAUACAAAAUGUUUUGAAAAUAGAAUUGGAUUAAGCUUUCAGUCACAUCUGGUUGAACUGCAGAGACUUCAAACUGAGGAGAAAAUUAAUCAAUGUGAUCAAGUUGAGAAGUCUGUCAAAACUUGUUCUUCAGUUUUGCCACUUCAAAGAUUUCUUCCUAGUGUCAAAACCAACCUUUGUAAUAAAUAUGGAAGGGUUUUUAUGUUUCCUUCAUUGUUCACACAGCACCAGAAAACAAAAAUUAGAGAAAAACCAUACAAAUGUAAUGAGUGUGGAAAGACUUUUAGCCAUCAUUCAGUCCUUACUAGUCAUCAGAGAAUUCAUUCUGAGCAGAGACCUUACAAAUGUAAUGAGUGUGGUAAAGCCUUUAAGCAGUUCUCAAACCUCACAAGACAUCAGAGAAUCCAUACGGGAGAGAAACCGUAUAAAUGUAAUAUCUGUGAUAAGGUCUUUAAUCAAAAUUCCCACCUUACAAAUCAUUGGAGAAUUCAUACUGGAGAAAAACCAUACAAAUGUCAUGAAUGUGGUAAGGCUUUUAUCAAAUGUUCAGAUCUCUGGCGUCAUGAGAGAAUUCAUACUGGAGAGAAACCUUACAAAUGUAAUGAAUGUGGUAAGGGUUUUACCAAACGUUCAUAUCUUUGGGAUCAUGAGAGAAUUCAUACUGGAGAGAAACCAUACAAAUGUAUUGAAUGUGGCAAGGUUUUUAGGCAGUGGUCUACCCUCAGGAUUCACCGAAGAAUUCAUACUGGUGAGAAACCUUAUAAAUGUAAUGAGUGUGGCAAGGCUUUUAAGCAAUGCUCACACCUCACUAAGCAUCAGAAUGUACAUCCUGGAGAGAAGCCACACAAAUGUACUAUGUGCACCAAGGCUUUUAUCCACAUUUCAAGCCUUGUGAAACAUCAGAAAAUCCAUUCUGGAGAAAAACUAUACAAAUGUAAUGAAUGUGGUAAGGCUUUUAUCCAAAGCUCAAGUCUUGUGGAACAUCAGAGAAUUCAUACUGGUGAGAAACCUCACAAAUGUAAUGACUGUGGCAAAGCCUUUACUGUGCGUUCAAGCCUAACUAAACAUAAAAAAAACCAUACUGGUGAGAAACCUUAUAAAUGUAAUGAAUGUGAUAAAACAUAUACACAACUUAUACACCUUACUAGACAUCAGAAAAUACAUAGUGAAAAGAAACAUUAUGAAUCUAGCAUACGUGAUGAUGCUUUUAUUCAAAGCUCAAGCUUGGGGGAUCAUCAGAGAAUUCAUGGAAGAGAGAAACCUUACAGAUGUCAUGAGUGUGGCAAAUCCUUUAACUGGUGUUCACGCCUUACUCGACAUCAGAGAACCCAUACUGGAGAGAAGCCAUAUAAAUGUAAUGUGUGUGGCAAGGCCUUUAGUCAAAAUUCAAAUCUUACAAUUCAUCAGAGAAUUCAUACUGGAGAGAAACCUUACAAGUGUAAUGAGUGUGGCAAAGCCUUUAAGCAGUAUUCAAGCCUCAUAAGACAUCAGAAUAUACAUCCUGGAGAGAAACCACACAAAUGUGUGUGGUAAGGCUUUUAUCAAAGUUCACACCUUUGGGGUCAUGAGGGAAUGCAUCCUAGAAAGAAGCCAUACAAAUGUAUUGAAUGUGGCAAGGCCUUUCGACGAUGGUCUGACCUCAGGAUUCACCAGAGAAUUCAUGCUGAAGAGGAACCUUAGAAAUGUAAUGAAUGGCAUAAAUCAAUUAACCAUUUUUCACAAUACGCUAUAUAUACAUCAGAGAAUUUUUUUUUAAAUAUUUUUAUUUAUUUGCGAGAGAGAGAAUGAGAGACA
Molecule: messenger RNA, 2462 nt
Organism: Leptonychotes weddellii (Weddell seal)
Lineage: Eukaryota; Metazoa; Chordata; Mammalia; Carnivora; Phocidae
Source: RefSeq, a predicted model, not a curated record